Rotaria sordida is the source of this 786-nucleotide messenger RNA. The record is from the annotation of a GenBank genome assembly. Lineage: Eukaryota; Metazoa; Rotifera; Eurotatoria; Philodinida; Philodinidae.
AUGUCUGUAAAAACAGUUCUAUUAUUUCGAUCAAAAACAGAUGAUGCAUCAAAUGAAGAUGUUUAUGAAAAGUUAUUACAUGAUCAUGGUUAUCAUGUAAAAACAAUCUCACCUAUUCAAUUUCGUUUCAUAAAUAUUGAUUUACUAUCUACAAAACUAAAAUCACAUGAUUAUUAUGGUCUUAUAUUUACAAGUAAACGAGCUGUUGAAGCUGUUCAACGAGUUCUUACAGAUAAUGAUCGACAACGAUGGCAACGAAUCUAUGUCGAAGGACCAGCUACAGGCACACUAGUUAAAGAACUUUUUGGUUCAACAACUAAGAUUCUUGGUGCUGAAUCUGGUGGAAGUGAACUAUUAGCUGAUUUUAUUAUCAAAGAUGUACGAGAUAUAGAAGGUACAGUAAAUCUUCUAUUUCCAUGUGCACAAGCUCGAUUAGAUCUACUUCCAAAACGACUUUCAAGUGAAAGAGCAAUUCAUCUGGAUGAAAUAAUUGUGUAUGAAACAAUACCAUCGGAUAGUCUUGAACAGGAAUUAAAUGAAUAUCUUAAAAAUCAUGGCGUACCGAAUGUUAUCGGUUUCUUCAGUCCAAGUGGAUUUGAUAGUGUAUUCAAAGCAAGUCAACGAAUUGGUCUUGAUCUAACAAAUAAUAAAAUUGUUUUAAUUAGUUUUGGCAAGACAACAAGUGCUGCUAUUCGAAAUUGUCUUGAAUCAUCAUCAUUUGAUGAACGUUCAUGUCUGAAACCAACUGCUGAAGAAUUUCUUCGAGUUGUACAAAAUAUUCAAUAG